AUGGGCGUCUCAAAGAUAUCUUUUAUCCUACUGUUAGUCGCAUGUAGCGUUCAGGGCAAUGCUGAAGCUCUCGCCUCUAAGACUGGAGGGCAAGAGCCCGAGACCCGAGUGGUGGGUGGCAAAGACGCACCCGAAGGCCUUGUGCCACACCAAGUCGCAUUAAAAACAAAAAACAACUGGACUUUCUGCGGUGCUGCUGUCAUCUCCGACAGAUGGAUACUGACUGCUGCCCAUUGUGUGGAAGGUCGCCAACCAUCAGAGUUUACCGUUGUAGUUGGUACAUUAUCGAGAACGAAAGGUGGUACAACGUAUGAAAUAAGCAAAGUCAUUACUCACAAAGAAUAUAAAAAGCCAGAUAGGUUCAAAAACGAUAUUGCUGUUAUAAGUACGAAAAAGGCCAUCGAAUUCAAUAAAAACGUUCAGCCCCUGCCACUACCAAAAAAGGAUAUCACGGCUGGAUUGUCGUGUAUUCUGAGCGGCUGGGGUAAACUUGGCCGUAACCGAUCAUCGCCUGACAAAUUGCAGUAUCUGUAUGUAAAAACUUUAACCGGCGACGAGUGUAAUAAGUACUUCAAAGGACGCUCCCCAGUCACUAUAAAUUCCAGCCAGAUGUGUACCCUUAACAAAGGUGGAGAAGGAACAUGCCAAGGUGAUUCAGGCGGCAGUUUAGUGUGCAAUGGCACCUCAGCCGGUAUCGUGUCCUUCAACUGGCCCUGCGCUAAUAAUUUCCCUGACGCGUACGCCAACACGUACUAUUACAACUCCUGGAUAGAAGAAAAUACUAAAUCACCCUAA
Messenger RNA from Pieris macdunnoughi, 795 nucleotides. NCBI's taxonomy places the organism in Eukaryota, Metazoa, Arthropoda, Insecta, Lepidoptera, Pieridae. The record is from the annotation of a GenBank genome assembly.